AUGGAAGGUAAAGAAGCUCAAGUGGAGGGGUUGAAAGAUAACACAUUUUUGGUUGAGUUUGAAUUCAAUAUGGUCACUCAAGUUAAGAAAGAGGAGGAUGAGAUGGAUGCAGAAGAGGAGAACAAUGAUGCUGGUUUUCAAUAUCAUACACCUACCAAGGGAAAAAGAUGCAUAAGUGAAUUGGAGAGAGCUACGAACGUGACAGAUAGGGAAGCUAGUCCCAAUAAAGGGAAUGUUGGUGCGGGGAAAAAUGAUGCUAGGGCAAAGAAAAUGGGCGUUAGUGAAGAAGAAAAUGAUGCUAGUGCAGAAAAAGUGGGUGUUAGUGAAGAGAAAAAAGAUGCCAGUGUGAAAAAGAGGGAUGUUCCUGAUUAUUUUGGACUAAAGCUUUUCAACUCAGGACGUUUUACUCAACCUAAAAAUCCUUAUUUCGUGACCAAAAUCAGGCCAAAAAGGCGCGAUGAUCUGUAUAUACCGAUUGAACUCGCUCGGGAUUACAAUAUUAAAUUGCCUGCAAAAGUGAUAUUGUGUGAUGAGAGAGAUCAAAAAUGGGACGCAUAUAUAAAGACGUGGGGUGAUGGACGAACAUGGUUGUCUGGAGGAUGGCGAAAAUUGUGUAAAUGGAACCUUGUUCAAGAAAAUGACAGGUGUAUCUGUGAGUUUGUCCCAUCAUUGGGGCCAGAAUUGGUCUUGAAGGUCACAAUUAUUCGAAGAAAGGACUUGGAAGAAGCACAACCAAAUUAA
This is a messenger RNA of Ipomoea triloba (trilobed morning glory), 741 nucleotides long. RefSeq names its product B3 domain-containing protein At4g34400-like. The record is from RefSeq and is a predicted model, not a curated record. Bases 1 to 741 code for a protein of 246 amino acids. NCBI's taxonomy places the organism in Eukaryota, Viridiplantae, Streptophyta, Magnoliopsida, Solanales, Convolvulaceae. The transcript has 3 exons. Gene Ontology annotation, molecular function: DNA binding.